AUAUCUGGAAAAAAGAGAUGGAAGGCUUCCUGCUUGACCUUGCAAAGAAUGAAGUCCAAAGUUUGGUGGAUCUAGUGAAAAAUGAAGCUCAAUAUUCAUGUUGUUUCAACAAUCAUGUUGAAAAUUUUAAUCAUAAAAAGGAAAUCCUAUACGCAAAACACCAAGAUGUGAAGAAAAAGUUUCAAAGAGGCAAAGGUGUUUUUAGUUUCAAGUUUGAAGCCCAACAAUGGGCACGUGAAGCAAAUGGUAUUAUUAUUACAGACGCUACAAUAAAGAAGAAAUUCUUUUUUGGCUGGUGCCCCAAUUGUUGGUGGCAAUAUCGAAGAGGUAAGGAGUUAGGAGAGAAGACUAAACAGAUUGAAAAAUUAUUGGAAAGAUGUAACUCCAAUAUAGUAGCUGGUCGGGUAAAUAUAUCAAACAUAAAAUACCUUUCUUCAAAAGAUUUCAUUCAUUUUGCGAGUAGAGUCAAAGUUCCAAGAUCUAAUGAAGGCAUUACAAGAUAAUAAUUGCAAUAGGAUUGGAUUGCACGGGAUGGGCGGAGCAGGCAAGACUUCAAUGGCAAAAGAAGUGGCUUGUAAACUGAAAGACUCUGAAUUAAUUGACAAAGUCAUCUUUCUUGUUGUGUCCAAGCCUCUUGAUUUCAAAAAAAUUCUAGGUGAACUUGCAAAAGCUUUAGAUGUGGAUUUAGAGAAAGUGAAUGAAGAAGAACUCUCACAUACAAUAUGUGCUAGAAUCACUCAUAUGGAAGAAAAGCUACUAAUAAUACUAGAUGUGUGGGAAGAGUUUGAUUUGACAAAAAACUUGGGGAUUCCAUCUGACCAUCAACAUAAGAGCUGUAAUAUUUUGAUAACCACACGUAAUUUGAGAGUUUGUACAGAAUUGAGAUGCCAAACGAUUGAACUACAGACGUUGAACGAUGAAGAGGCACUAGGUCUUUUUAAAGCACAUGCUAGUAUUAAUAAAUCCACUCGUGGUUUGAAGGGUAUGCCAGAAAAAAUUGUGAAGCAUUGUGGAGGAGUACCGGUUGCAAUUGUAGCAAUAGCAAGAGCAUUAAAAAAUCAGCCUACAUCAGUUUGGAAGGAUGCUUUGAAAACAUUGGAAGAUCAUGGUGUUGAUCAAAAUUUGGAAGAGGCCUAUAAAUGUUUGAAGUUAAGCUAUGAUAACUUGAAACAUGAAAAGGCCAAAGAACUCCUUAUGAUAUCAUCUUUGUUCCCAGAAGAUUAUGAAAUUCCAAUACAACUUUUAAUCAAAAUUGGUAUAGGAUUGGGCUCUUGUGGGGAAAAUGAUGAAUACCACUUCAAAAGAAAUGAAGUGUGUGCAGCAAUAGCGGAACUCAUUUAUUCUUCUUUAUUGUUGAAUGGUGAGGAAGAAUGCGUAAAGAUGCAUGAUUUAGUUCGUGAAGUGACAUUGUGGAUAGGAGAUAAUGAUAUUAAAUCUAUUGUGGAUUUGAAAAUUGCUAUAAAAAAGAGCUUGAGAUAUUUUCUUUGGAAGAAUGAUGAUUUUCCUGUUGAAUUUGAUGGAGAGAAAUUAGAGGUUUUAUUAAUCUUUCUAGAUGGUUCAAAGGAUUUAGAAGUCUCAAAAAAUGCAUUCUUGAAAGAGAUGACAAAGCUCAAAGUUUUGAUUUUAUACUGUAGUUUUUACAAAAGAAUUCAAGCUCUAUCAUUAACAAAUUCACUUCAGUCUUUAAAAGAUAUUCGAACACUCAUCCUAAAAAAUUUGAAGUUAGGAGACAUCUCUAUCUUGGAAAACUUGUUGAGUCUUUAGAUUCUUUGGUUUGAUGAUUGUUCAAUCAUUGAAUUACCAAUAGAAUUUUUGAAAAUGGAGAAGUUGAGAUCAUUGGAUGUAGAAGGAUGUAAAAUUAAGAAGAAUAAUCCAUUCAAAGUGCUUGAACGUUGUUCAUAACUUGAAGAGUUAACUUUUGUUGGCAAUAAGUUUGAUAUGAAAGGAAAAGAUGUAGUUUCUCAAAAUGAAUCUCUUCUUACAUUACAUAGAUAUUGUAUAUCUUCUGCCUAUCUUUCAUAUUAUUUUGAAAAGCAUGGUUCCAUGUCAAGAUGCUAUUUGUUCAUGAUAUAUGUAAAAUUUCAAGUAAUGGUGCAAUUUAAAAAAAUGCCUUUAAAGAAACUAAUAUAAAAAUAAUAAUUUUUAAAUCCAAUUCAGUUGGACUUUAUUAGAACAAAUAACAAGCAUAGAUACACAAUCUACGAAGGUAAAUAAUCAAUCAAGUAUGGACACACAAUCCACAAGGAUAAGUAACCAGUCAAGCACGACUAAAAGCCAUAAAACAAGUAUGGCAGGAGUCACGAACCAAGCGCAGGCACAAGGCCCACGAAAACAAGCGUGAGUACACUACUCACGAGUCACCAACCCUCUAAUCCAUAUGUGUUGGUUAGCACCUCCUACAAGCACCCUAUUAGCUAGAUUUACCAUGGCGUAUCAAAGGCUAACGGAACUGCCGUUAGCAACUAGCAUUUUAAACUCAAUUUCCCUAAUAAAAAUCAAGCAUGCAUAAGGCAAGAAAGCAACUUUAAAAUUUUCAUGUUCAAUCACGCUGUUCAAUG
This is a messenger RNA of Prosopis cineraria, 2558 nucleotides long. Its product is annotated as probable disease resistance protein At4g27220. The coding region runs from base 484 to 1764 and encodes 426 amino acids. The transcript is spliced from 2 exons. Gene Ontology annotation, molecular function: ADP binding. The record is from RefSeq and is a predicted model, not a curated record. NCBI's taxonomy places the organism in Eukaryota, Viridiplantae, Streptophyta, Magnoliopsida, Fabales, Fabaceae.